Exserohilum turcica Et28A is the source of this 288-nucleotide messenger RNA. RefSeq lists its product as uncharacterized. The record is from RefSeq and is a predicted model, not a curated record. The transcript has a single exon. Lineage: Eukaryota; Fungi; Ascomycota; Dothideomycetes; Pleosporales; Pleosporaceae. Gene Ontology annotation, molecular function: catalytic activity. The annotation marks the transcript as partial.
CUGCCAGUAUCCACUCUACUGCUAAUGGACGCUAAUGAGCACCACCCUUGGUGGGAUCCGCUAUGCUCCACCACUAGCCAAGGCGCUCAGGAGCUAGUAGACUGGAUAGGCAACCAAAAUCUUAGCCUCCUUAAUACGCCAGGAACUACCACUUUCUUUAGGCCGCACCUAUCUAGAGAAACAACACUAGAUCUAACAAUUGCUACACUAGAUCUAGUCGAUAAAGUAAAAGACUGGCAAACUAUAAUAGAAACUGGUUCUGAUCACUAUGGAAUUCUCUUCUCACUU